UACACCACAUUGAUGUAGUCGGAAAACUGGGACCGCAGUAACAUAUGUGACUUCGUUGUAAAACUUCUACUCUGAAAGAAGUCAUUCUGAAGGAGCUUCACAUGUUUAAUCUUUGGAAGCAGCACUGAUUGGAUGCAGAGAAAAUGGGGCAAAAAUCAUCGCAACAGUUACCCCUGAAGGACAGCAAAGAGGUUUCUGGCGUCUGUGAGGUGGUCACUGAAGCUAUAGUCCAUGCAGCUCAGAAACUGAAGGAGUAUCUUGGAUUUGAAGAUCCUCUCAGCAAUCUGUGGCCAGCUUCAAAUACUCUGAAUGAGAUCUUCUUAAUCCACUUUAUUACUUAUUGCCAAGAAAAGGGAGUUGAUGAGUGGCUCACCACCACCAAGAUGACCAAGCACCAAGCUGUUCUGUUUGGUGCAGACUGGAUUUGGACCUUUUGGGGAUCUGAUAAACAAAUCAGGCUUCAGCUGGCAGUGCAGACUCUGCAGAUGUCUUCUCUUCCUGCUGUGGAAUCUAAGCCUUACAACUUCUCAAAUCUAGAAUCCAAGGCAGAGGAGUCUUCCAGGAAGAGAAGUCGAUUUGAUAAGCUGGAAGAGUUCUGUAACUUGAUAGGAGAGGAUUGUCUGGGCCUGUUUAUCAUCUUUGGGGUGCCCGGAAAGCCCAAAGACAUCAGAGGAGUUGUCCUGGACAGUGUCAAAAGUGAGACUGUGACGGGCCAUCUGCCAGGAGGGAAGGCCGUGGCACAAUUUGUCCUGGACACGGAAGAUUGUGUCUCCAUCAGAGAGCUGAUUGGGAACUGUCUGAGUAAGGAAGAUGGGCUGAGAGAGAUGGGCAAGGUUUAUAUUAGCAUCCUCUGAACUGAAUGUGCACAAUGAGACUGGCCUGUAAGGCAAAAAGAAAAAAAUAUUUCACUUUAGUAGACAAGCUCAUCCUCUUGCAUCAUCCCAGCAUGAGAUUUAAUAAUCUAUAUUGUAUGUAUACACCAUAAUAUAUUUAAGCAAUACUAUUUUGAUGGAUAUUUAGAUUGCAAAGUCCAUUCACAUACCUGGAUAUUGUCUAUCCUGCCUGUGAGUAGACACACUUUGUUCACUCACUUUUUAAAAAGUUCAUUCUUACUAAAAGUAGCUCCCUGACAGAAGUCACUGGAUUAAUCCAGGUUUUAGAUAUAAUAAAAGCCCAUUCUAAAAAACCUUGUUAUUUAAAAUCAUUCCACACAGCACUGGCUACAUAACUUGUGGGGUCAUAGUUUGAUCUUAAAAGCUGAAGUAAAGAUUAUCACAAGCAAG
Canis lupus familiaris (dog) is the source of this 1283-nucleotide messenger RNA. RefSeq names its product RAB15 effector protein (gene REP15). Bases 144 to 854 code for a protein of 236 amino acids. The record is from RefSeq and is a predicted model, not a curated record. The transcript has a single exon. Lineage: Eukaryota; Metazoa; Chordata; Mammalia; Carnivora; Canidae. Gene Ontology annotation, biological process: receptor recycling.